Molecule: messenger RNA, 826 nt
Organism: Lucilia sericata (common green bottle fly)
Lineage: Eukaryota; Metazoa; Arthropoda; Insecta; Diptera; Calliphoridae
Product: protein snakeskin-like
Exons: 4
Coding region: 134-577 (147 amino acids)
Biological process (GO): septate junction assembly
Cellular component (GO): membrane
Source: RefSeq, a predicted model, not a curated record
AUGGGAAAAACAAAAAAUUCAGUCGUUCUGCAAAGCUUACCCUAAAAGCAACAAAUAGCGGUAGAAUAAACGAAAUAAAUACAAGUUUUGUUUAAAUAAUAAAAAAGUGUAAUAAUAUAAAUAAAACAGCAAAAUGCAAUUCAACAAUCGUUUAAUUUUGAAAAUUAUUGAAUUGGUCAUUGCCAUUGUCUGCAUUAUCUUGUGGGAAACAAAUGGAAACUUCUCCAAUAAUGCCUUGAUUGUUUGCGGUACCAUGGGCGGUUUCACCAUUAUCUGUGGUGUUCUUUUAUUGGGACACAUUAUCAACUCGGUGGUAGAAAAACGUCUCAAUGGUUUAUUCUCCAUCAUUGGCUGCGUAUUGUUUGUCAUUUCUGGUGCCUUGAUCAUUGAUCAAUGGCACGAUAGAUCUGAUCUUUUGUUCAAGGAAAGCAAACGUAAUGCUUUAGCUGCCGGUUCUUUGAUGAUCAUCAAUGGUGCUGUCUUCCUUAUGGACACCAUUUCCAUUUUCAGAACUCGCGCUGAAAUACCCGUCAUACGAGAGGUCAGUAAAAAUAAACUGGAAAUAAAUCGUUAUUGAGGGCUUUAGCAGCCUCAUUUUGGACUGCUGCUAAAACUACAUAUAUUUUUUAAAAUACUUUCUAGUUUUACCUCAUUUUUAUUUAAUGUCUUUAAUUUGUAAGUUUAUAUUCUAAUUUUAUAAUUUACUUUUAAGUUUUAAACCAAAGUGUGAUAUUUUAAUUUUAAUUAUAGUUUUAGUUAAUUUUUUUGAUAUAAUUUUUAUGCGAAAAAUAAAUAAAUGUAGCAAAAGGAUAUGGACAAUUUUAAA